Molecule: messenger RNA, 2778 nt
Organism: Oreochromis niloticus (Nile tilapia)
Lineage: Eukaryota; Metazoa; Chordata; Actinopteri; Cichliformes; Cichlidae
Exons: 3
Coding region: 167-1141 (324 amino acids)
Source: RefSeq, a predicted model, not a curated record
GGAAGAAUGAUGAGCUGCUGUGUGGCUCUCCUCCUGACCUUCAGCUCUGUGUCAGCUGUAAGACGAAAGCUCAACUCAAUCACUGAUCUGAGAUUUCUUAGAACAAACAAAUGGAGUCAGUGGACCAGCUGGUGCGGACAAACCCAGUUUAUUCAACCAUGCUGACAUGAUUCAAAGAAGGCAGAAAUACUGGUUGAACUGGCUGACCCCUGGCAGUGUUCCUCACAGCUGUCCAAGAACUUUCAAAACACAGAGACGUGCCGAUCAAAGAAGUGUAGGUUCAUUUUGGGCAUUACAGAUGAAGAUGUUUGGAAGAAUGAUGAGCUGCUGUGUGGCUCUCCUCCUGACCUUCAGCUCUGUGUCAGCUGUAAGACGAGCGCUUGACUCAAUCACUGAUCUGAGGUCAGUAGGCUUUGGCCAGUCUGUGCCUGAGCACAGCCUCUGCUUGCUCCACUGGUUUGCCAAUGAAAUUGACAUAAAUGGUGACAUAAGUCUGACCUUCGACCCAAAUAGUUUUGAUUAUGGCUCACAUCAUUAUCGCAACAAUGAACAGCUGUUAGACCCUGUGCCGUGGGGAUAUCAGUACUACAGUCUUGGGAAUAUCCAUCGACAAGGAUCGUUGCGGCUUCCACAUCAUGUCAUCCAAUCAGAGCACGAGUAUGGCAACAGGGCUCGGAUCAUAAUCAGAGUCAGGGAGCAGAAUGUGGGAUGGCAAACUUCACGGAUAAUAGACCGAGUCUAUAUCACACAGCAUUAUGGUACAUCUGAACAUCGAGGGAGUGCGUAUGAUCCACAACAUACAUAUCAGGUCACCACUAACCUGUUAACAGAGUUGAGAAGUUUUCCCUUGGACCGUAAUAACAUCAACUUACAGUCUCUCAGAGUAUUCCAAGAGAACUAUUCCUCUCAGGAAUACAAUAACAGACAGUCAGCAAUAAGAAGCAAUGCACAAAAUGAUGUUGUGAUCAAUUUCCCAGAGAGAAGUCAAAAUGAUGCUUUUGUCUUCCCAAAAAGGUACAACUCUAAUUUGAAUGUCACAUCUCAGGAUGACAACACUUGUGUUUAUUCUUCCGUUUGUGCUGUCGUGAUUGCUGCUUUACUCAUUUUUGGUUUUCUAUAUCUGUCAUACUCAUCUAAAUAGUAAUUUAACUAAACUCAACAUCAACACACAGAUUAAAGAGCACAUCUGUUUUGAUGUAUUGCCACUUACUGCAAAACCCUUGAGCAAACUGUGUUACAUCGUUCAUCUUCUUCUUCAUGUCUUGUAAUUUCCCUCACUUAGUCCUGAAGUCUUUUUCCUGGUAUUUUCCCUGCAUCACUGAAAACUUCAGUUAUCAAGCCCCUCGUGAAAAAGAGUGAAAUUGACAUAUAUUUACAUUAUGACAUAAUAUAAUAAUUAUUGGCUUUAUUAUUGGUUUCAAAUCUUCUGUUUAUUCAUACGAUUGUUUAAAAAGUAGAUUAUAAACCAAAUUAGUGACUACCUGAUUAUUAAUAGCUACCAUGGAAUCUCCCAAUCAGGCUUUCAUCAAUGUCACAGCACAGAAACUGCUCUCAUUAACUGGAGAUAAAUUAUCUGAAUUUCAGGAGCAGGACCAUGCCUCCAAACACGGCCUUUACGGGUCUUACCUAUAUGUGACCCCCCCUAGUUCUACAAGCUGUUCGUUCUCAUUUUUGUGCCCAACCCUCCCUCCCCUUUUUUCAAUUCUUUCACUUCUACACUUCUCCUUAGUACAUGGGGAUCUGCCAGGCCUGGGAGCCGCCGCCAGUCCCCAUCGAGGCCUUCCUUAAACCGCAGCUCAAUUCUUGAUUAGGCCAUUCUGAUGCCUGAUGUGAAAAUAAAGAGGGUGAUGUGACAUUUAGUUUCUCUCCUGCCCACUGCUUGAACAAACUGCCUCAGACCUUCUCAAACUUUAUACAUUUCCAUUUUAAUAAUAAUGUUAUUUUAUUAAAAUCACAUCAUCUUAAAUUUUAUGACAUUUAUGGGUAUAUUCAACAUAUAAUGAAUUUUCUGUGGGAUAAAAAGAAAAACAAAUUAUAAAAACACUUACACGUAGGACUACUGGGAUAUUAUUUUGACUCCAUGUCCUGAGAAUCAGGCAGCUACAACACUUUUGUGCAGCCAGAUGAAUAACAGUAGUUGUUACAGUGUACGCUUUGUUUCCAUGUGUUUAAUUUUACUUUGUGCUAUUUGGAUUUUUUGGUAAAUGUUGCAAAAUCUACUUGUCAAAGUCAAAAUUAUUUUCACAUCAAUAGAUGACAAACUUCAAACAGUGCACCAUGAAGGGCUCAGAGUCUUCAGGGUUUCACUCCUGCACAGGUGUUAAAUUUAUUUUUAGGAUGCAAGACUAAAGUAAAAACUGUCAGCGAUCAACACAUCAUCACCAGGAGCUGAAGAAGUCGUCAGCAUAUUACACUGAAAUGGUGUUUGCUUGCUAGUUUGGACUGAAAACCCCAAAAAACUCAGAUGGCUGGACCAAAUUUUCCUAUUAAAAUUGAAAUUAUAAAAACAUCAAAGGAGACCAAACAACAAGGAAAGUUUGAUGUUUACUUUGAAUAACAAGUUUAUAAGUUCAAUAAAUUUACGACAGUUUUAUAGAGCUGUUUACAAGACAACAGUUUGUGAAUCACAGCAGUAACACGUCUCUAUUGCCUAGCAUUUUGAUUACAUAAAAUGGUGCUGUUUAUAAUGUAGUGGCUCAUUUUUGUCCAAUGAGGAGAAUGCACAAUUACUCUGAUGGAUAAAGGACACAUAUGUUGAUAUUCAUUCUGUAAUCUUAA